AUAACAAUGAAAUAAAUGCAGAAGGUGAGGGUAGUGGCGAUAUUAUCAAUACAAAAGGGCAUAAGUGCGGAAAAUGUAAAAAAUAUGGACAUUAUGCUAAAACUUGCGAAGCUGAGGUGUUGUAA
Messenger RNA from Funneliformis caledonium, 125 nucleotides. Lineage: Eukaryota; Fungi; Glomeromycota; Glomeromycetes; Glomerales; Glomeraceae. The record is from the annotation of a GenBank genome assembly.